GUCUGUGUGUCUGUGUGUCAGUCUGUAAUGAGCCUUAACAUCAGCUCUACAUGGUUCGAGCGAGUCAGCAUGUUGGUGAUUUUGCUCAACUGCGUCACACUCGGCAUGUUCCAGCCGUGCCAGGACCUGGAGUGUAACUCGGAGCGCUGCACCAUCCUGCAGGCCUUUGAUGACUUCAUCUUUGCCUUCUUUGCGGUGGAGAUGGUGCUGAAGAUGGUGGCGCUGGGCAUCUUCGGCCCCAAGUGUUACCUUGGAGACACGUGGAACCGCCUAGAUCUCUUUAUCGUCAUGGCAGGAAUGUUGGAGUACUCUCUAGAUGGACACAACGUUAGUUUCUCUGCAAUCAGGACAGUUCGAGUUCUCAGACCUCUCCGAGCCAUCAACAGAGUUCCCAGUAUGCGUAUCUUGGUGACUUUGCUGUUGGACACAUUACCGAUGCUGGGAAACGUUUUGCUGCUAUGCUUCUUUGUGUUUUUUAUCUUCGGCAUUGUCGGAGUGCAGUUGUGGGCGGGAUUACUGCGAAACCGCUGCUUCCUGGAUGACGACGCAAAGACGAUGUAUAAUUUCUCUCCAUCUUUGAGCGCUUACUACAGGCCCGAAGACUCGGACGACAUCGCCUUCAUCUGUUCAACCAAUCGUGAGAACGGGAUGCUACGCUGCUCGGACGUCCCGCAGCGAAAAGUGGGCGGGGCUUACUGCGAGCUGAACGCCCGCAACAUCACGGACACCUCUCCUCUAGACCCCACCCUUAAUGGGUGUGUCAACUGGAACGCCUACUACGGCACCUGCAGAGCGAGCGAUCACAAUCCACACAACGGAGCCAUCAGCUUCGACAACAUCGGAUACGCCUGGAUCGCCAUCUUCCAGGUGAUCACACUAGAAGGCUGGGUGGACAUCAUGUACUACGUCAUGGACGCUCACUCCUUUUACAACUUCAUCUACUUCAUCUUCCUCAUCAUCGUGGGCUCCUUCUUCAUGAUCAAUCUGUGCCUGGUGGUCAUCGCCACACAGUUUUCAGAAACCAAGCAGCGUGAGAACCAGCUGAUGCGAGAGCAGCGAGCUCGCUUCCUGAGCAACGAGUCCACGCUGACCAGCAUGGCCGAGCCCGGCUCCUGCUACGAAGAAAUUCUGAACUACAUUUGUCAUCUUUUACGCAAGUUUUAUCGCCACAUUUUUCAUCUUUAUAACGACGUGUGUAACAAGAACAAGAGCUCUAACCUCGGGGAGUCUGCCACUGUGGGCGGAGCCAACGGACACUGGAGCAAUAAGGAGAAGAUUGAGCUGACACGACACCUCUUUCAUCAUCAGCAUCAUCGUCAUCAUCAUCAUCAUCAUCACCAUCAUCAUCAUCUGGGAAAUGGCACAGACAUCCCUGAUAUAAAGGCAGUGCUUCUGAGAGGAGAUAAAUGCCUUCCCACAUACGCAUCCUCCUUUCCUCUGACCCUUCACAGCCUCAAGGGCAUCAGAGUGAACUACCCCACCAUCCUGCCCCUGGCCUUCUUCACACAUUCACGUGUUCACCCCGGCGGCACUACUGCCCACAAGACCAAGAACUCUAGCAACAAUAGACAGCAGGGUGUGUACGCAGGUGUGUGUUCGAGUGUGUGUGCAGAAGCGGGCAGCGAACCGACACCGUGUGAGUUACCCACGUGCCCGGGUUCUGCUCGCGACGCCGACACACUCAGCUCCAACUCGGCCUGUGAUUCAGACUCUGAGAAAGAGAGCAAUACGGAGGGGAAAAAAACCAGCUGGGAAACCGAGAGGAAUUUCAGCCAGAAGCCGAAGAGGGGGAACGUGUUGGGGGGGGGUGUGAGGUGUGUGAGAGGCGUGCUGAGGAGGAUCGUCGACAGCAAGUACUUCAACAGGGGCAUCAUGAUCGCCAUCCUCAUCAAUACCCUCAGCAUGGGGGUGGAGUACCAUGAACAGCCUGCUGAGCUGACAGAUGUGCUGGAGAUCAGUAAUAUCGUCUUCACCAGCCUCUUUGCCCUGGAGAUGGUGCUGAAGCUGCUGGCCUGCGGUCUGCUCGGCUACAUCAGUAACCCCUACAACAUCUUCGACCUGAUCAUCGUCAUCAUCAGUGUGUGGGAACUCAUCGGACAGGCGGAUGGAGGUUUAUCCGUCCUGCGCACGUUUCGUCUCCUCAGGGUCCUAAAGCUGGUUCGCUUCCUGCCAGCACUGCGUAGGCAGCUUGUGGUCCUGAUGAAGACCAUGGACAACGUGGCCACCUUCUGCAUGCUGCUCAUGCUCUUCAUCUUCAUCUUCAGUAUCCUGGGCAUGCAUCUGUUUGGGUGUAAGUUCACGCUGCGUCUGGAGAACGGGGACACCAUCUCGGACAGGAAGAACUUCGACUCUCUGCUUUGGGCCAUCGUCACCGUGUUCCAGAUAUUAACUCAGGAGGACUGGAACGUGGUGCUGUAUAACGGCAUGGCCUCCACCUCUCCAUGGGCGGCGCUUUACUUCGUUGCUCUCAUGACCUUCGGCAAUUACGUCCUCUUCAACCUGCUGGUGGCCAUUUUGGUGGAAGGCUUCCAGGCUGAGGGUGAUGCCAGCAGGUCAGAAAGUGAUGAUGAUGGGUUCUCAUCAGACUUUGAUGAUGAAGACCGGUUAAGAGAGCUGUUAAGCUCAGGUUCAGAGGUGAAAGUGCAGACGCUUCUGCCUAUCUCUAACGGCCACUUGGAGCCCAGAGCCACCAUGCCGCCGUAUCAAGCCUACGCUAUGGCCACGCCCAGAACCGAAGUGUCUCACGUGGACAACCAAUCGCUGCGCAGCUCCAACGCCUCCUACGAGCACCAUGACCAGAGGUCGAUGUCCAGUCUAUGGGGGAGUCGCCGCUCCAGCUGGAACAGCCUCGGCCACGCCCCUAGCUUGAAGAGGCGUGGACAAUCAGGAGAGCACGAGUCGCUACUAUCGGGCGAAGACCGGGACAGUUUUGAAGACUACCAAUCAGAGGAGGAAAGGUCCAGCAGGACGGGCAGCUUGAGUAGAGUUUCACAUCUCGAGUCGUUCGAUUUGCCAGAACUCCUACAAGUCCCGCCCAUGCCACACCCCUACGGAGAAUGCAACGGUAGAUUGGACGGAUCCUUUCCUUCCUCUCCGUACGCCACGCAACGAGAAACGUCACACGGACCUACGGAGCAGGAUGAGGACUCUGAAGAGAGCUGGUGUGUGAUGGUGAAAAGGAUGCUGGAGCCGUACAAGCCUCAGUGGUGCAGAGAUCACGAGGACUGGGCACUGUACAUCUUCUCCCCUCAGAAUAAGUUCCGUGUGCGCUGUCAGAAGUUCAUCACUCACAGGAUGUUCGAUCACAUCGUGCUGGUCUUCAUCUUCCUCAACUGCAUCACCAUCGCGCUGGAGAGACCCGACAUCCACCCACACAGCAUGGAACGCAUCUUUCUUAGUGUUUCUAACUACAUCUUUACUGUGAUCUUUGUCACCGAGAUGACCGUCAAGGUGGUGGCCAUGGGGAUGUACGUGGGUCCAGGCUCGUAUCUGCAAAGCAGCUGGAAUGUUCUAGAUGGGCUGCUGGUGUUUGUGUCUAUUGUGGAUAUCCUGGUGUCUCUGGCGUCAUCGGGAGGUAACCGCAUUUUGGGAAUAUUGCGAGUCCUGCGUCUUCUCCGUACGCUCAGACCGCUCAGGGUGAUAAGUCGGGCUCCUGGGUUAAAGCUGGUGGUUGAAACACUAAUAACUUCACUGAGGCCGAUUGGGAAUAUUGUGCUGAUCUGCUGUGCUUUUUUCAUCGUGUUUGGAAUACUGGGAGUCCAGCUCUUUAAGGGAAAGUUUCAUCACUGCGAAGGUUUCGACACCAGAAACAUCACCAACAGGUCCGAGUGUGUGCAGGCUAAUUACCGCUGGGUUCGCAGGAAAUACAACUUUGACAACUUGGGCCAGGCCUUGAUGUCAUUGUUUGUCCUGUCAUCUAAAGACGGCUGGGUCAACAUCAUGUAUGAUGGAUUAGACGCCGUGGCUGUGGACCAACAGCCCAUAAGGAACCAUAACCCCUGGAUGUUGCUUUACUUCAUCUCCUUCCUGCUGAUCGUCAGCUUCUUCGUGCUGAACAUGUUUGUGGGCGUCGUGGUGGAAAACUUCCACAAAUGCCGUCAGGACCAGGAGGAGGAGGAGGCACGCCUCAGGGAGGAGAAGAGGCACAGACGGCUGGAGAAAAGGCGCAGAAAGGCCCUCCAGAGACCGUAUUACGCAGACUACUCUCCCGCCCGUCGCUGCAUCCACACCUUCUGCACCAACCACUAUCUAGACCUCUUCAUCACCAUCAUCAUCGGCAUCAACGUCCUCACCAUGUCCAUGGAGCACUACAAUCAGCCCAAGUAUCUGGAGGAAUCCCUGAAAUACUGCAACUACGUCUUCACGCUGGUGUUUGUGAUCGAGGCCCUGCUCAAGCUGGUCGCCUUCGGAUUCAGAAGAUUCUUCAAAGACAGGUGGAAUCAGCUGGACUUGGCCAUUGUUCUGUUGUCUGUAAUGGGGAUUACGCUGGAGGAGAUCGACCUGAAUGCCUCGUUACCCAUUAACCCAACUAUCAUUCGCAUUAUGAGAGUGUUGCGCAUUGCCAGAGUGUUGAAGCUGCUGAAGAUGGCCACAGGAAUGCGAGCGCUGCUGGACACGGUGGUCCAGGCUUUACCACAGGUUGGAAAUCUGGGGCUUCUUUUCAUGCUGCUGUUCUUCAUCUACGCUGCUCUGGGAGUCGAGCUGUUUGGAAAACUCGAAUGUUCUGAUGAGAACCCAUGUGAAGGUCUGAGCAGACACGCUACCUUCGAGAACUUCGGCAUGGCGUUCCUCACACUCUUCAGAGUCUCAACUGGAGACAACUGGAAUGGAAUUAUGAAGGACACACUGAGGGAGUGUAAGGGAGAUCGCUGCUUGAGUUACCUGCCACUGGUUUCCCCGCUGUAUUUCGUGACAUUCGUGCUGGUGGCGCAGUUCGUCCUGGUGAACGUGGUGGUCGCUGUGCUGAUGAAGCACUUAGAGGACAGUAACAAGGACGCCUGUGAGGAGGCGGAGAUGGAGGCGGAGCUGGAGGCGGAGCUACAGGCAAAUCUAAGGCAAAAGGCCGCCGCCUCUGCUGGUGAGGUUACAGGAUCUCCUGCACUUAAACAGGGCGAUGACCUUCAGGACAGAAACUUGCUCACAGUCGGGAAGCCGAGUAUUUCGAGAAUGAUGUCUUUACCCAACGACAGCUACAUGUUUUACCCCAAAGCUGGACACAAACCUAGAGAUCAGAUCGUCUCCAAACAGCAGACCGUCGAUCACACCACAAUUACAGGCUCAUUUCUGUCAGUGAAGUCGGACUUGUGUGAAUGGGAAUCUCUGCUGCAGGUUCCAGAACCUCCGUCUGGCCCCGCCUCUCAUUUGGAGCCCCUCCCACCGCAUCGUAUAACUAGACAAAAGUCUAGUUUCAGGACGCUCCAAAGACAGGAGGCGAUAAAGAGCGACUCUGUGGAUUCAGCCAACACUGGAUCGAAGGACAACUUAUUUCUGCACCACUCCGAUUCGCUCAAAGUUCCGAGCAUUCCUCUGACUGGGGGCUCCGCCCCUUGUUCUCCUCUAGCCACACCCCCUACAUGUCGCAGUCGGACAGCCAGCGUCCAAACAAGCCGACGUGUGUACAGCCAGCGCAGCAUCCCGUCACGCAGAUCCACACACACACAACCGGACAAGUACACACACACACACACCUCAGACGAAGAAGUCAGACAGAUCCUCUCGUCCGUCGAGGGAAAAGACUCCGCUGUCCGGCUCAUCAGACGCAGCCACACCUUAUCUCCACAUGUCGCAGGCACUUUAUGUCUGAAAAGCCAAUCACAGCGAAGUAAUAGUACAGGAAGUGACCUUAGGAAGUACAACAGUAUGGACUCCACCCAUGGGGCGUGGUCAAUCCAGCCAAAACAGAAAAGUGCACCCUUUAAAAUGCAAGAAACAAAAGCGUCUCUGUUGCGCAGGAAGCACAAAAUGAGUCCACCUUGUGUUUCCACUUCCACAGACCUGCCCAUGUCCUCUGAAACUUCCCCCAGUGGCUCGGUUCUGAAAAGGCGAACGCCAUCAUUCGACUCCACGCUGCUCCUGGAGACUUUGGAUCUUCCCGAUUCUCUGCUAGUCACUAAGCCCCUCCCACAACCUCAUUUAUCAAUCCGUCUGUCUGUCCCGUUUGAGCAAUCGAACAAUCGCGGGUCAGACGAGGACCAAUCAUCGAACUGUGUCCUACUCGAUGCAUAAUCCGAGAGUUACGGACCCGUUAUGGGCGUGGCUUAUUGUUAUGGGCUGGUUUGUUCAGCCAAUGAGGAUUCAGACCAAAACUUUUGAUGCUAACAUGCACCUUUAAGAAUUCAGCUAAGGAAAAUGAAGCUAAGUAAAAAGACCACGCUAACGGUCGGUACGGUGGAAACGAGUUAUGCAAUCGUCGUGUUGAUUAGAGAUCUGAGAAUAGAAAUACGUUUAAAUAUCGUAGCUCACGGUAGCUCACGGUACCCUACGUUCACACAAGACGGUGACGAGUGGGCGUGGCCAUCCGUUCUGAUGAGAAGUUGUAGUAGCUAUAAAUAACUUCUAAAGCCUGCUAGUUAACUAAUGCUAAACUCAUUCGUUUGAUUUACGUGUCACAUGCUCGGCUUCGCACUAGCUCAGUCUCUCGGAUUAGAUUAGCGAUGCACGCUAACCUCAGUAGCUCGCUAGAGGCACCGAAGAUCUUCGCUACCUCCUUCCAAGCUUUAUUUUUCUACGUCACGUCUCACAGUUAAUUAGAGGUUCUAUAUGACAGGAUCGUGUGAAACCACGCUUCUACUGUACAAUUUUUUUUUGGUUUGUUUUUUCCAUCGCACAUCGCAGGGAGAACAUUAAGCCGUGAGCGGGAAAGAAUCGGUCCUAGAACUUUCGCAUCUAAUUCGCAUGACGUCAAGAACCUUCAUUGGAGAUGUUGCUUUGUCGCCGAAACGGUAGCUUGGUUCCGUGUAGAAAACAGACGUCGUUCUGUCGCGCACUGUCGUGAACGUAGGGUUCCGAUCACGUCGCGUCAAAUUUCUAAAACAUCACAAUAGUCAUGAGACGGUUCAUGUAGCAGUGGCCUGUGUGUUAGUACGAUGGCGUUAAUGAAACCCGGAGCCAAGACGAACGCAGACGAAGCUUCUAGAUCCUGAACACAUGCAGAUCCUGAUGCAGUAACGUUGACACAUCAGUCUGAAACCCUGCAUGACGGAAUCAUCAGGACUGAACGCAGGAGUCAGCAGUUACUCCAGACUCUACAGAGCUCUUAUAUUUAUUGAAUGCAGCACCUAUGAAAUUUUUUUAUAUAUAUAAAAAAAAAGCCCAAGAGUUUUGCACGCACUCAAAUGUUUUUGACAAGGAAAUGUUUUUUUGUUUUUUAUUUAUUUAUUUCUAUGAAAUACAUUCGACAAAACACUUCUCUAACUUUAUAUUUUCCCCUUCAGUUCAUCCUGAGAUCCCGCAGCAUGCCAUACCGAAUAUUCUUGUUUUAUUAUUAAUAAUAAUCAUUUAUUUGUUUUUAUUGCUUUUCAUAGCUGAGGGCCUUUUUACACCCGGUCACUUCGUGUGUUGUCUCUGAUCCCAUAUCUAUCUGAU
This is a messenger RNA of Tachysurus fulvidraco (yellow catfish), 7584 nucleotides long. RefSeq names its product calcium channel, voltage-dependent, T type, alpha 1H subunit b (gene cacna1hb). The record is from RefSeq and is a predicted model, not a curated record. Gene Ontology annotation, cellular component: voltage-gated sodium channel complex; plasma membrane; neuron projection. Lineage: Eukaryota; Metazoa; Chordata; Actinopteri; Siluriformes; Bagridae. Gene Ontology annotation, biological process: calcium ion transmembrane transport; sodium ion transmembrane transport; positive regulation of calcium ion-dependent exocytosis. Gene Ontology annotation, molecular function: voltage-gated sodium channel activity; low voltage-gated calcium channel activity. The transcript is spliced from 33 exons. Bases 28 to 6225 code for a protein of 2065 amino acids.